UCCCAGUGUCAGUCCCAGCGCACACAGACGCUCCGGUCCGCUUGCCGCCGUUCACCUCCAGCCCCCAAUCCCCUUUCGAUUUGCAGCAGCGGUAGAUCUAUCCACAUCGGCCGCGUCUCUUUCCUCUUUCGUCCCUCUCGUGGCCAGCCAUCUUUCUUCUCCUCCGCACCCAGCGAAAUCCUUAGCGGCCAAGGCUUUCCUUACGAGCUCGCUCGGCAGGGCAGGGGGAGUUUUAAACGCUUCCCGAGAGAGAGAGAGAGUCCAGAGAAAACGGGGGAGCAGCACUGGUCGCUGGUCGUAGUAGCUUUCGGUGGCGGGCGGCUCCAUAAAGCGGACGCCAAAGGCGAGAAUCUUCAGGUCAGGUGAUGCCCUUGGUCGAGGACUCUCCAUGGAUGUGCGUGCGGUGAUGACUGACUCCGUACGCUCGAUGCGCGCGGCGGCGCUGCCCCUGAUUGCUCGCGCAGCCGUUUUGCUGCUUCUCUCGGCGCUGCCGCUCUCGCAGGCCUACACCUACGAGCAAGAUGUGUUUGCGAUAAAUGGCUUGUACACUGCACUUGGAUCCCCAACGGUGCCUGGAUGGGUUACAAACGGCGGCGACCCCUGCGCUGAGAACUGGCAGGGCGUCGGCUGCGCGGAAUCAAACAUUACCUCCAUAACUCUCAAUGGUAUGAGUCUGGGAGGGCAGCUGGGUAACACAUUGGCGAAUUUCACAUCGCUGAUCACCUUGGACCUUAGCAACAACAAUAUUGGUGGAACCAUGCCAGACAAUCUGCCUAUCACAGUGCAGCGUUUUAACCUAUCAGUAAACCAGCUAACUGGUGGAAUUCCAGGUACAUUGUCAACGCUUACAAUGUUGACAACCAUGUACCUCAACAACAAUCAAUUGGUUGGGGACAUACCAGAUGCAUUUUCAGCACUCACCGGACUUACAAACUUAGAUUUUUCUUCUAACAACUUGACCGGGCCGUUACCACCGUCAGUGGGAAACUUAAGAGCAUUGACUAGCCUGCAUAUUCAGAACAAUCAAAUGUCCGGGACCCUGGAUGUGCUGCAAGAUCUCCCUCUUCAAGAUUUGGAUAUAGAAAACAAUCUGUUCUCCGGCCCUGUUCCUACGAAGCUAUAUACCAUUCCAAACUUUCUGAGUGAUGGUAACCCAUUUAAUACUAGCAUAGCUCCAUCUCCACUGCCUGCUGGACCAGCACCAUCACCAUCACUGUCACCUUCAACAGGACGUGUCCCCUCAAAAGAGCCUACAAAGUCUUCUGACGUGACGAAUGGAAAUUCUCCAGCACCAGGGAAAAAUACUUUUUGGACAGUCAAGAAUAUUGGAUACAUUAUUGUUGGGGUGGUAUCAGCGGUGGCUGUUGUCUUAAUGGUAAUGUUUUGUGUAUCCAAGUACAAAGAAAGGAAGUCAAAGAAUGGUGUGUAUACAAAAAGUCAUAUGCGAAGGGAACCACAGAGGCUUGGAGGAUCUAAAAUCAAGGAAGUACCGGAAAAAAAGGAACAUUCGAUAAAACCUAAGAAUACUGUCGUGAAAGCUUCAAAUGUGGUUUCUAAUUCAAAGGAGGAGCUGAAAGUCAAUACAUCAAUAAAAGCCCCAAAUGUUGUUUAUAAUGCAAAGGAGGCUACAUUAUAUCGUCCAAUUAGAGCCGCUCCUGUGUUGAUCACGAAGAAACAGAAGGAGCAUGUUAUUGACAUGGAAAAACCUGAUGAUUUUGUGGAAGAACCACUGCAUUUUCCCCAGUCUGUUGCGCCACGUCCUGAAAAAACCAUUGUCAGUACCAGUGUUCGUACUAAAAAGGGGAGGGUACCUUCACUCGGGAAGAUAGAUCUAAAAACUACUGUGAAGUCCUUUUCUGUUGCAUCCCUUCAACAAUAUACCAACAGUUUCAGUGAACAAAAUUUUAUAAGAGAUAGCACGUUUGGUAGAGUAUAUCUGGCGGAACUUCCUGGUGGAGAGAUUUUGGAAGUUUUGAAGAUCGACAUUGAUAACUCAAGAGUACCAGUAGACGUCUUUCUAGAGCUAGUUGUGAGCAUUUCAGAAGUAAGUCAUCCUAAUAUACUUGAGCUUGUGGGAUACUGUGCGGAGUUCGAGCAGCGGCUACUUGUCUACGAGCAUUGUAGUAAGAUGACUCUACAUGAUGAACUCCAUUAUGUGGACGAACCCAGCAAUGCAUUGUCCUGGAAUGCCCGUCUCCAAGUUGCUGUGGAAGCAGCCAAGGCAUUGCAAUAUCUUCAUGAUGGCUGUCAACCACCGCUUGUACAUCAGAAUUUUAAACCAUCAGUUAUUCUCCUUAAUAGCACAUUGUCAGUUCAAAUUUCCGAGUCUGGCCUUGCUUCGCUCUCUCAGUUGUCUGGCAGUUUGCCUGCCUUGUUCCAUUAUGAAGCCCCUGAAGUGCAUGAAUCCAGAUCAUUCAGUGAUCGAAGUGAUGUUUACAGUUUUGGUGUCGUUAUGUUGGAACUUCUUACAGGACGUGAACCUUACGACAGUUCCCGUCCACGCGCUGAGCAACAUCUGGUGCGAUGGGCCACAUCUCAGCUUUAUGAUAUCGAUGCCAUAUCAAAGAUGGUAGAUCCUUUUAUUCGAGGACAAUGUUCUGACAAGGCUCUGUCACGUUUUGCUGAUGUUAUUAGCCGCUGUAUUCAGCAUGAGCCAGAAUUCAGGCCACCAAUGUCUGAAGUUGUCCAAGACCUAACUCGUAUGGUCGGCGAUGCAACAAAGGCUUCCAUGUAAGGGUCUUCAUAAAACGAGGAAGAACACGGGAGACUAUUUGAUAACUAAUGAGGGUGACUCAUCCGGGUGUCCUGAGGAGCUUCUUGUCGGAUUUGGGGCUCGAGUCACAUUUGCUUGCUUGCAAAGUUGGCUUUGAUCGGUGACGCAGUAGUGGGAUGAAAGAACGAUGGUUCAAUUGGUGAACUUUGUCGGAUGGAUGUGCAGAUAUAUGCACUUCAUUUUUCUCUAGAAGUUGUUUGUCCUUGGCAGGUCCUUAGCCAGUAACGUGUCUUCGUGAUUGAUUUAUUCCUCUGAAACUUGUACCUAUGCCAUUGCAA
Molecule: messenger RNA, 3051 nt
Organism: Lolium rigidum
Lineage: Eukaryota; Viridiplantae; Streptophyta; Magnoliopsida; Poales; Poaceae
Product: protein STRUBBELIG-RECEPTOR FAMILY 3-like
Exons: 19
Coding region: 389-2734 (781 amino acids)
Biological process (GO): protein phosphorylation
Molecular function (GO): protein binding; ATP binding; protein kinase activity
Source: RefSeq, a predicted model, not a curated record